AGAAUUUUAUCGAAAAGCAUAAGCGGAAGAGUGCGCGCGCGUAUAGUGCUGCGUGAUGAUGCGCUAGGUGAGAAGGGAAGCAAAGGAGCGGCAGGGGUAGGGGAUGAGUGUGGAAGAGAGAAAGAGAGAGAGAGAGAGAGAGAGAGAGAAUACGCGAGCAUAUGUAUGUAUGUUGUAUGUUGUUAUGUGUGAACGUAUAUGUAUGUAAGAGAAAGAGAGAGAGAAUGCACGACUAUAUACGCUAUGUGCGAUAUAUGCGAUAAAUAAAAUAAAAAGAACGGGCGUGCUUCGAGAAAAUUGCGUGACACCUUUUUGCGGUGAAUUUGAGUAUACGAAAAGAAAUCAUUUCGAGGAGAAAUAAAACCGUCUCUGUGAAUCGUCGAAUUCUUCCGGUCUUAUUUGGGAAGAAGGUCGAGAGUGAGUGUCUCGCGCGUGUACUUAAACAUGAAGACAAAAAAUAAGGCUCGACGACGCAAUAACGAUGACGGAGGAGAUGGCGGUGUUGGUGAUGACGACGACGACUACGGUGAUGACGGAGAAGGUGGAGACGGUGAUGGAAACGAUGGUGGUUACAACGGUGGAGGUGGUGGUGGUGGCGGCAGCGGAGGUGGCGGCAAUGCGUAACGUAACGUAAAACGUUUGACGUUUACCGGCCAUGCGGUCUACGAAGUACCAAUAACAUCGACCUAUUCAAAAGCGUCCUUGUCGUCUCUCUGGACGUGACCUCAUUUUGCAUGAAAUAAAUAUGUUACAUACGACGAUGCUGAUAAUCAGUAAGAUUACAAAAUGGGUUGUUUUGGGAGCAAGGAUAAGUUGAGUAAAGAGGAUAUGGAGUUUCUCAAGUCACGCACGCGAUAUGACGAAAGCACAAUCAAGGAAUGGUACAAGGGAUUCAAACAAGACUGUCCUAACGGCAGAUUAACGCCCGCAAAAUUUGUUGACAUGUAUAAAACGUUCUUUCCGUCUGGUCACGCGGAAGAAUUUUGCGAUCACGUAUUCCGCACAUUCGACAUGGAUAAAAACGGUUAUAUCGACUUUAAGGAAUUUCUCUUAGCCAUCGACGUUACUUCCUGUGGUACACCGGAAGAAAAGCUAAAGUGGGCAUUCCGGAUGUAUGACGUUGAUGGAAAUGGUGUUAUUGAUAUUCAAGAAAUGACAAAGAUCGUUCAAGCGAUAUACGAUAUGCUCGGAGCAUGUUCGAGCAACAGGCCAGCGGACAGCGCUGAAGAAAGGACUAAGAAUAUAUUCGCUAAAAUGGAUGAGAAUCAUGACGGGCAAUUGACGCAAGACGAAUUCCUUAAGGGUUGCCUUCAAGACGAAGAGCUCUCCAAAAUGUUGGCUCCUUAAUCUGACUGCCUACCUUUCACAGAGAAUUCAUUGACGGGCGUCUGAACGUUUUUUAGGACGGAUUUAUGAAAUAAUGAAAGAAUUAUUACCGUCGCUGCUGUUACGAUCUCUGUCGCUGCUGCUGCCUCCACUACUAACACCAAUACCACCACCACCACCACCACUACCAAUGGAACACCAUCGUUAAAUUUAACAAAACCACCGUCGCUACCACCAUCGCCAUCACCACUACCACCAUUACCAAUACCACUACCACCACCAACACUACCACCGCUACCACUACCAUCAUCACAGUUGCAACCGUUUUAUUAUCACUUGUCGCCACUGCAACGUCUCUCCUCCAGCUUCGCAGCAGUUAUUCCCUCGUCUUUUCGUGAGAUUAUAAGACCAGAUACAUUGACGAUAAUGACGAUGAUGAUGAUAAUAAAUGAAUGAAUGAAUGAAUGAUGAUGAUGAUGAUAAUAAUGAUGAUGAUGACGACGACGACGACGAUGAUGAUGAUAAUGAUGAUGAUGAUCUUGAUGAUGAUAAUGAUGAUGACGAUGAUGAUUUUUAUUUCUUGAAAGCAAGAAAUAACGUCAUCGUUAAGAGCGACCGAUGACUAUUAAGAACACCUUACGAUUUUAAAUUCAAAUAUAAUCUACAGUUAGGAGAUUCAAAAGAGAAGGGUGGGAGAAAGAAACGAAGAAAUAGGGAAAGAAAAUAUGGAAUUCAGUUUGCACGAAUAGCGAAAACGUAUACGAGCGUAUUUUCGGUGAUCUUACUUCGUAUAUAAUCGUUUUCAACUCGGUCGCAUAAUGCAAAAUGUAAGAUCUUGCAUUGCAAUAAUCGCCUGGUUAUUAAGAUUUUUCACUCGAACCUGUGAACCAGUGGAUAAUUCGAUUACGAAUUAAUCUAGUUAUAUCGAUCGAUUCUGCACACGUAAUAAACGUGUGUGAUAAUCCCUUCGUAAUCGUUUGAAUUUGCUAUAAUACCAAUUCAUUAAACGAACUUCGCUGGGCCGAAAAGAUCGAUUAAAAAAAAAGGAAAAAAAAAUUGUUAAGUAUCUCACGGAGACCGCGCAAAUGUGGUCCAAGUUAAUAGAGAAGGAUUUAUUAACUAUACUUUCGGGAAAAUGCGCGCAAACGGUAUAUACAUAAAAUGUGCGUGGCGCUAAAUUUUAGCGGCUUCUAGCGCGUCCCAAUCUUUAAGAAUUAGGGAAAUAAACAUCGAAAAUACUCGAUCGAUUGCGAGUUCAACAAUGGUUAAUAUUCGCAUCGAUUUUUAUGCAAAUGAAAGGAUAUUCGUUCUCUUUUUUUUUUUUUUUUUUUCUUUAUAUAAUUGUUUUUCAUAGAAUUUCAAUGUUAGGAAAAACCAAGCUAUUAGAAUUAACGAAACGUGCUCUUCGCAUUCUAAUUUGAUUAUUAUGAAUUAAUAAUUUUCGAGUCAAAUGAUUCGAAACGUUUUGCUUACGUUUGCAACGGAGCAAAAAUGAUGAAGGUAAAGACUUAAAUAUUUUUCGAUUUUAAUGACUAUUAUUUUCGAGCAAAUACAUUUGCAAUAUAUAAAUUUUUAUUACCCAUGCAUAAAAAUCUCGCUGAGGAAUCAUCGAUGAUUAUAUAAUAAUAUUGCGUACACGGAUUAUAUGCUUUCCUAAAUGGUCUCUUUUUAAAUUUCUUUUAACUUCUCUUCGUCAUGAUUAUGUGCCUUUCUCCUUUUUUUCCGAGCACUCACUUGGAUAAAAUAAUACCGUAAACAAAUAGAAAUUAUUAAUGAAUGGCUAUUAUUAGAAUAUAUUUCAAUAAUAUUUCGGAUAUCUUGACUAUAUUUCCCCAUGAGAAAGAAACAAAAACAAAAAAGAAAACAAACAGACAAACAAAACAAAAAGAAAAUACUAGUAAUAAUAAUAAAAAGAAGAAGAGAGAAAAAAACAGGCUGGUCUCUGUUUAGUGAUAGAAUUCGACCAACUCUGUGUUUGUAUUAGAAUGAGCUACGUCAGGCUGUCGUAGAAUAACUUUUUCUCAUUGGUAUACGCGCAAUGUGUUUUCAAUAUAAAACACCUUUACACAUAUAUACAUACAUAUAUAUAUAAAUAAAUAAAUAAAUAAAUAAAUAAAUAAAUAAAUAUUUAACACGUUCAGCGCCGUACAAAUCUUGUACGAUUUUAUUCCGCUGCGCCGGAAAACAAUAUUAUGCGUAGUGCUCCUGCGUUACUGCCGGUCACCCGUGACCUUAAAACACUGCAAAAAAAAAUAUACACGGUGUCGGUCAUUGGUAGCUAACUCGUGGCGCGUAACGUGUUAAAAUAAAAUAACAAAAAAAAAAGAAAAAAAAAAAGAAAUUUUGUAUAUUGGCGAGCAUUGAGGAAAAUAUAUUUGCCGAAGAUAGCAAAUAUUUGGUGAACUGGUCCAAAAGAAAAAAAGAAUUAAAAAAAAAAAAAGAAAAGAAAAAGAGAGAAGAAAAUCAAGCGGACCGUUGUUAUCUGUUCUCCUGUCGUUCUGGAUCCACGUUCUCUCGCACGUUUGGCAUCGAUCUAACUAAAAGACCCAAUAUACAAAACUUUAAACGAAUUAGAAGCAUCUGCACACUGUCAUCGGUUUACACGUGACAGCACCUUCUUUUCUUCUAUAUCGCUCACGGGUAAACAAAAAAAGAUAAAGAAAAAAACAUACAUACAUACAUACACACACACACACACACACACAUACACAGAAAUGUUCGCUUUGCUCUUAUAGCAUUACACAAAACAUUUUGACGACUGACAGAAGGAUAUUGCAGAACGAGACAUCGUGAUUCUUCUUCUCGUAAUAGAAAGUGCAGCAUUGACAAUCGAAUUAAUAAGUUUCCUCUAUGAAAGAGAAAGAAAGAGAGAGAAAGAGUGAGAGAGAGAGAGAGAGAGAAUAAGAAAAAGA
Messenger RNA from Vespula vulgaris, 4238 nucleotides. RefSeq names its product neuronal calcium sensor 2. The record is from RefSeq and is a predicted model, not a curated record. The transcript has 6 exons. Bases 787 to 1347 code for a protein of 186 amino acids. Gene Ontology annotation, molecular function: calcium ion binding. Lineage: Eukaryota; Metazoa; Arthropoda; Insecta; Hymenoptera; Vespidae.